Messenger RNA from Anthonomus grandis grandis, 4395 nucleotides. RefSeq names its product probable multidrug resistance-associated protein lethal(2)03659. The transcript is spliced from 12 exons. NCBI's taxonomy places the organism in Eukaryota, Metazoa, Arthropoda, Insecta, Coleoptera, Curculionidae. Gene Ontology annotation, cellular component: membrane. Gene Ontology annotation, biological process: transmembrane transport. The coding region runs from base 243 to 4292 and encodes 1349 amino acids. Gene Ontology annotation, molecular function: ABC-type transporter activity; ATP hydrolysis activity; ATP binding. The record is from RefSeq and is a predicted model, not a curated record.
UACCUGUUUAACGUUAAUAAAUUAUUCAUCGAUACAAUACCAACCUGUUUCUUCAUCAGUUGUUAUCCUGUAAAAUUACUGUUUAAAAUAUAUGAUGGAACGCCUAAACAAUAGUAACAAUUUCCUUGACUCCUUAUCGCUAUUUGUCAAGUGAUUUUAAUAUUAAAAUUUAUUAUUACAAGUGUUACUUAAUGAUGACUAAAUUAUUCGUCGGUGAGUAGUGAACUAAUAAGGGUCUAAUAAUGGAAGAUGCUAAAGCGGUGGAAAAUAAUAAGGUUAAGCGGGAAAAGAACCCAUUUAUUAAGGCGAAUUUUUUGGAAAAACUCUUUUUCACAUGGACGUUUCCUUUAUUUAUAAAAGGCUACAAAAAAGAUUUACUGGAAGAAGACUUAUACCCGUUCUUACCAUCUCACGAAUCCAAAUAUCUCGGUGAUAAACUGGACAAAGAAUGGAGCAAAGAGUGGAAAAAGAAACAAGAAAACUCCUCCUUAUGGAUGGCUUUAACAAGAGUUUUCGGCAAACAGAUGGCCGUGCUGGGGAUCUCUUAUUUGCUAAUUGAAAUUUUAGUGAGGAUAACGGUACCGCUGUUCUUGGCUCAACUUUUGAAAUUUUUUGAACCGGACACGGGAAUGUCUAAACAAACAGCUUAUUACUAUGCCGCUGCUAUUGCCAUUUGUGUGUUUUUAUCUGCCACUUUUCAACAUACUUAUAUGCUACAUAACUUUCAUUUGGGUAUGAAAAUUCGAGUGGCAACUUCAACGCUAAUCUACCGAAAGGCACUUAAGUUAAGCAAAAGUGCUCUAGCAGAAACCACCGUGGGCCAAAUGGUUAAUUUAAUAUCCAACGACGUAGGCAGGUUCGAAUUAGCUACCACCCACAUUCAUAAUUUAUGGAUGGCACCACUGGAAACAAUUAUAGUACUUGUUAUUAUGUACUUUAAUAUCGGAUAUACUGGGAUGAUAGGCGUUUUGCUUUUGUUGGCUUUUAUACCGUUUCAAAUAUGGAUGGGCAAGAAAACCUCCACUUUCAGGCUAGCGACCGCAAUCCGAACAGACGAAAGAAUCCGACUGAUGAACGAAAUAAUUUCCGGAAUUCAAGUGAUAAAAAUGUACACCUGGGAAAAACCUUUUGCCAAACUUGUUGAAAUUAGCAGAAGACGAGAAAUCGAACAAAUCAAAAAAAUCUCCGUUAUCCGAGCCAUCAUGAUGUCAUUCAAUCUGUUCCUUCAUAAUACAUCAGUAUUUCUUUGCGUUUUAACUUACGUACUCUUGGGCAAUGUUCUGGAUGCACAAUACGUAUAUAUUCUUCAAUCCUUUUAUGGAAUCCUUAAAGUAUCUGUAACCAUGUUCUUCCCUCAAGGAGUUACCCAAUUUGCCGAAGCAAACAUCUCCGUUAAAAGAAUUAGACAAUUUCUUAUGUAUGACGAAGUGGAUUUUGACUCAAGCGACACCUUUUUAAAUAACUUUCAAUCUAACGAAAGCCUUAAGCCAGAUCUAGUAAAGCAUGGAGAUUCGUCAAUAGGAAUAUCCAUGAAGGAUGCUUCUCUCAAGUGGCUCAAAGACAGAACAGAGAAUAACUUGGAUCAUCUUGACGUAGAAGUCAACUCUGGAGAGUUGGCUGUUAUUAUUGGGGCUGUUGGAAGUGGUAAAACUACCCUUCUUCACGGUAUUCUUGGAGAACUGAAACCAGUAAAGGGUUCUAUAAAAGUAACUGGGAAUAUUUCCUAUGCCAGUCAGGAACCUUGGUUGUUUGUCGGAAGCGUUAGACAAAACAUCACCUUUGGCCAAAAGUUUGAUGCAAGAAGAUACCACGAAGUAGUCAGGGUAUGUCAGCUCCAAAGGGACUUCACCCUAUUUCCUUAUGGUGAUCGCACCAUUGUGGGCGAACGGGGAGUGUCUCUAAGUGGUGGUCAACGAGCUAGAAUCAAUCUUGCCAGGGCAGUUUAUAAAGAAGCCGACAUUUAUUUGCUAGAUGAUCCUUUAUCGGCUGUCGAUGCCCACGUGGGAAAACAAAUGUUCGAAGAAUGUAUCACUGGAUACCUUAAAGAUAAGUGCGUGGUAUUGGUGACGCACCAGCUACAAUAUUUAAAACACGUUCAGAAGAUUUAUCUGUUGGGCGAUAGAAAGAUUGAACAUUCUGGCACUUAUGAAGAGAUCCAAAAUUCUGGCAAACAGUUUUCGAAGCUGCUUGAAGAUUUAAAAGAUAUUAUUGAUGAGGAUGAAGAAGAAAUGGAUGAAAAAGCAGAAGUCGAAGACCUGAAGCCGAUUAGAAGAAGGAGGGCAUCAACAAAAGAAGUAGUUCCUAAAAAUGAUAAGGAACCGACCAUGGGUGAAGAAGGCAGAGGGCAAGGAACAAUUUCAUGGAGCGUUUACAAGACAUACUUUUUGUCAGGUGGACAUUGGUGCAAGAUUUGGACGCUAUUUCUUGCGUUUAUAGUCGCUCAAGUAGUAGCUAGUUUUAUCGAAUAUUAUUUAAAAGAAUGGGUAAAUGUUAACCAAUUCAAAAAAGCACAGCAAGAUUCCUACAACCCUCCAAUCUACAACUUGACUUCUAACGAUAGCUUCCCAAUAAUUGAAAAUGUUUCAAACGCAGUAGAACCACCAGCGGUCCUACCGGCUCUUACAGCAAUAGAAGUGUUUUGGAUAAAUCACCUUUCGGAUGACUUAGUAUUAUACAUAUACAGUGUGGGAAUAGUGCUGCUGAUAGUUUUAACUAUCGGACGUUCUUUAGCAUUUUACAGAUUUUGCAAUAAAGCCUCGGUGAGGUUACAUAACAACAUGUUUUAUAAAAUCGUUAAUGCGGCCCUAAGGUUCUUCAACACCAAUCCUUCGGGUAGAAUUUUAAAUAGAUUUUCCAAAGAUAUGAACCAGGUCGAUGAGAUUUUGCCGCUUACUUUGUUGGAUACUUUACAGAUUUCCUUAACUGUGAUUGCCAUAUCUUCGGUGAUCGCUAGCGUUAAUCCGUGGAUGUUGCUUCUUACAGGAAUCAUGCUUACCAUUUUCUAUUUUCUCAGGGUGAUAUUUUUGGCAACCAGCAGAGAUCUUAAGAGACUCGAAGGGAUAACAAGAAGUCCAGUUUACUCCCACCUGACGGCUUCCCUUCAAGGCUUGACCACCAUAAGAGCCUUUGGGGCUCAGACAAUCUUAAAAACCGAAUUUGAUAACUACCAAAACGCAUACAGCUCCGCCUAUUUCAUGUUUUUGGCAGCCAAUAGAACGUUUGGCUUCUGGCUCGAUAUGCACUGCGUUGUAUUUAUCACCCUUGUGACAUUCAGUUUCUUGUUCUUCAAUACAGAAACAUUUGGAGGAAGCGUUGGUCUGGCAAUCACCCAAGCUAUGAACCUGACUGGGAUGUUCCAGUGGGGCAUGCGGCAAUGGAGUGAACUUGAAAACACCAUGACCUGCGUGGAAAGGAUCCAGGAAUAUGCGGAUGUUGUUCCAGAACAAGAUAUCGGUGCCCACGAUCCUCCGAAAUCCUGGCCAGAAACUGGAAAUAUUAAGUUUGACAAUCUUUGCUUGAAAUACGCCCCCGAGGAACCGCUGGUGUUGAAAAAUCUCACUUUUGAUAUAAGAAGCACUGAAAAAGUUGGUAUUGUUGGACGAACUGGUGCAGGAAAAUCAUCUAUAAUAAUGGCCUUAUUCAGACUUGCCGUAAAUGAAGGGAGAAUUAUUAUUGAUGGCCUUGAUAUCGCUAAGAUACCUUUAUCCAGGUUAAGGUCUAGCAUAUCCAUUAUCCCGCAAGAGCCAGUACUGUUUUCUGGCAGCUUAAGAAAGAACUUGGAUCCAUUUGAUGAGUACACUGAUGAUGCUAUUUGGAGUGCUCUGGAAGAAGUAGAAUUAAAGCAAGUAGUCUCCAACCUUCCCCAAGGAUUGGAAAGCAAAAUGUCCGAAGGAGGAUCAAACUUCAGCGUGGGCCAACGUCAACUGGUCUGUCUGGCACGUGCCAUAGUCAGAAAUAAUAAAAUCCUCGUUCUGGAUGAAGCAACGGCCAAUGUGGAUCCACAAACUGAUGCGUUAAUUCAAAACACCAUCAGAAGGAAAUUUCCUGAUUGUACAGUACUCACUAUUGCUCACAGGCUGCAUACUAUCAUGGAUUCCGAUAAGGUGGUGGUCAUGGAUGCUGGAAGGGUCGUAGAGUUUGGACAUCCACACGAGUUAUUACAAAAGAAAGAAAAUGGGGUGUUUUAUGAGUUGGUGCAACAAACUGGUAGGGCUAUGGCAGAGAAUUUGAUCGCAAUAGCUCAAGAGAGUCACAUUAAUAUAGCUGCAAAAAAUCAGCUAUCUAAUAUUUAAGGAGUUUGCAGAAUUUUACCGGAGAAGUAUAGGGUUUAAAGAUAUUUUUAUACCUUUGUAUUAAGUUGCAAACAUAAAAAAAUAAAGAUUUUUUUAAGAAUAA